Amphiprion ocellaris (clown anemonefish) is the source of this 3951-nucleotide messenger RNA. RefSeq names its product sialic acid-binding Ig-like lectin 15. Gene Ontology annotation, cellular component: plasma membrane. Bases 16 to 936 code for a protein of 306 amino acids. NCBI's taxonomy places the organism in Eukaryota, Metazoa, Chordata, Actinopteri, Pomacentridae. The record is from RefSeq and is a predicted model, not a curated record. The transcript has 7 exons. Gene Ontology annotation, biological process: regulation of bone resorption; regulation of osteoclast development; regulation of actin cytoskeleton organization.
CUGAUUUGACAGAGGAUGUGGCAGCAGGCUCUCAUUGUGUCUGUGAUCGUCACAGGAUCUGUUUCUGCCUGGAAGAUGACGGUGUCUCCGGUGGUCACUGUGUCCAGAGGAGAAGAUGCCAUCCUCAACUGCUCCUUCACUCACAAACAGAAGAACUAUUCUGGGAAUAUCACUGUCAAAUGGCUGGCGAGAGAUCCGUAUACCGAACCGUUCUUUCAGUGUUCAGUAAAAAAUGACUCAAUGGAGGGAGGUAAUGAUUGUUCAGGGUCUGGAUUAAAGUUCUCCCUGGAUGGAGAUCCUCGGCGGGGGCAGCUGUCGCUCCUCAUCAGGAAGGUACAGUUGACAGAUAACGGUACUUUCUUCUGCCGAGUGGAGCUGGAAGGGAGAAGUGACUAUUUGAAAAGGAAGAUUGAUCUUUAUGUUGCAGUCAAACCCCAGAUUCAGAGCCUCUCCGUGGUGGAGAUGGCCUGUGGCUCAGACAGCAUCACCAGAUCACUGAGGUGUGACGUGGAGGGUCACCCACUGCCCAAAGUUGUCUGGCUGUCGGUCACCAGACGCCUGUUGGACGUCAAGCACCACACCUCAGAAACCAGUCCAUACAGUCUGACCACCUGCAUCCCCUACCAGCAGGAGGAGGAGGUGGUGAGCUGCAGAGCGGAGAGCAGGCUGGGUGAAGCAGAGAGGACAUAUCCAACCACUAAUGUCCUGAUGAUCAGUCUGGCUGUGUGCGGCGUUAUUGUGCUGCUUCUAGUGCUGCUGUCGACAGGACUCACCAUUUAUUGCCUGAAAGCACGAAAUCCUCCCCCGCAGGACUCAGAGCCUCCAGCCGACCAAGAACUUCAGAUGGUUUAUUCCGUCCUCAGCUUUUCACGGGGGAAUUUAGUGCAGCAAAGUGAAGAACCAGGUGUUAUUUACUCUACAAGCGUUCAUCACUGAUGCAGAAACAGCAGGACAUCCAUUCGAGCUGUUUUUCUCAGGAAACUGAAAUCCUUCACCGUCCGGAGAAAGAUGUUCUUUCAGAGUUGUGUGUCCACGUUGUGUUGUAUUGUGUUAAUAGUAAAAUAAGCAGCAAAAAUACACUUUUAAGCGUUGCAUUUAAAGCAGUAUUGAAGAUGGGGAAUGUGCAAAUACGUGAGGUGUAAAAACAGCAGUUUCAGAGCUGUGUUUCUGGACCUUGUCCAGCAGGGGGAGCUACUGGUUUGUUCCCAGUUUGUCCAACACGUUUUGUAGUAAGGGGGAAUUUGAUCCAUUAAAACAAGUGUGUUUAUUACACUUCAUUGCCAAAAAUGUGUUGUGAUACUUUUCCAUUGUUUUGGGUUUGUUUGUGGCCAUUUUGUGUAAUUUUUCUGCUUGUUUUGAUAGUUUAGCACUAUUCUGCAGUGCUUUCAAUCAUUUUUAGUCCUUUCUUUAGUUUCUUUUGUGUCCGUUUGUGUUUUCUUGGGGUCCUUUUAAUCUGCAUGAUCACUUUAUAUCUAGUUUCGGUCACUUCAUGUCACACUGAGUUUAUUUUGCAUCUCUUUCAGGUUAUCUUACAUCUAAUUUUGGUCCUUUUGUGGCUCUUUUUGGUCAUUUUGGCAUUUUAGUUUGAGAGUUUUGCAUCUCAUUUAGGUUGUUCUUCAUAUGUUUGUGGUUAUUUUGUGUCAUUUUUGUUUGUGUUUUAAUUGUUUACCAUCAUUCUACAUGUGUUUAUUUGAAAAAAAAAUCUCAUCUUUGGUUGUUUUGUAUUGCAUUUUGGUCUUUUUGGAUCACUUGGAGGUCAUUUUAUGUCUCAUUUUGGGUAUUGAGUGUUUCAUUUGCAUCUCCUUUUGUUUGUUUUCCAUGUGUUUGUGGUUAUUUUAUGUAAUUUUAAUUAUUCUGCAUCUGUUUUUGGGUUUAUUGUAUCUCAUUUUGCCCAUAUUGCAUCAAAUUUAGGUAAUUUUGCAUCUGUUUGUUGUAAUUUUUGAUCAUUUAGUGUCUGGAUUUUUUUUGCUAUGUGAUUACGUAUCUCAGUUUGAUCAUUUCCAUUACUUCAUUUUGUGUUCAAUGUUGAUAAUUUAGCAUCUCAUUUUGGUCAUUUGGUGUGUCUUUAUGGUCAUUUUGUACCAUUUUGCUUGCUAUUUUAAUAAUUUAGGGUCAUUUUCUGUCUUUUUGAGGUUGUUUGCAUUUCAUUUUGAGAAGUUCCCUCUUGAACUUGUUGUUUAUUUGAUAUUGUACCAUAAAAGCUCAUUUGACCCACUGUGUGGUUUCGUGAGCGGCUGCAGCUGUGGUGCCGAUGAGGCUUCACCUGUGGCCUGAAAACGCAACAAGGAAGUUUUAGAAUCUGCUGCAGGUUUCAGCUUCACUUCAUGCUGUGUGGCUGUGUGGGGAUGCAUUUCCGCUGGUGUGUGUUUAACCACAGGAUGUGGUUCAAAGUGUGAAGAACAUGUUGUUGCAUCUCCAUGGUGACAUAUAAAAAUGCUGAAGAAAUAGCUCCUGUGUUGGACUGAAGGUUUCUGCUGCUCGGAGGUGUUUUUACACCUUCUGCUGCUGCAUCUUCAACAACAGCUUCUCUCAUGUUAGCUUCUUUGGCUACGUGCUAACAGGGCACGUAGCAUGACCAGGACCCAAUAGAGAAAUCGCUUCCAAAAUAGUCCACAGCCCAGUCAUUGAAUGCAUCUGAACGUAGAGUUGCGCUACAGAAGUUGGUGCUUUGUCAAAUUAGUGGACUAAAUGCUCAUUAAGGCUCCACUCUGCUAUUAACCUCCAGCUGUGGAUGUGUUGUCUCUGUGCAGGCGGCCACAUUACACCAAAAUCCUCUUUAGGGAUGCUUUGUUUCAGUUUAAACUCUAUUUUAGUUGUGUUGCAUCAUUUUUCGACUUGUUUUGGUCAUUUGGCGUCUUAUUUAGGUCAUUUUUGUGUCAUUUUGCAUCUUAUUUUUGAAAUGAUGCAUCAUUUUGUGUCUCAUUUCAGUCAAUUUGUGUUUAAUUUUGUCUUUGCAUCAUGUUUUUACCACAUUAGAGUCAUUUCAUUGUGGUUGCUUUGUAUCAUUUAAAAAAUCUUUUUCAUUUUAGUAAUUUUGCAUCAUUCUGUGUCUUAUUUUAAUGGAUUUUGAUUGUUUUGUGUCUUUAGUUGUCAUUUUGUGUUAUUUUGCUUGUCAUGUAGGUAAUAUAUGUAAUAUUGCAUUUACUGUGAUGAUUUUUGUGCCGUUCUAGUCUUUUAAAAGUUAAUUUGGUUGUUUUGUGUCUCUUUGUAGUAAUUUUUUGUCAUUCUAUAUCUGACUUUCAGAAUUAUGCAUACUUUUGUGUCUCAAUUCAGUCAAUUUGCAUUUAAUUUUUACUGUUUUGAAUGUCGUGGUCAGUUUUUAAAAUUAUUUUAACAGUGUGACGUCAUUUUGCUUCUCAUUUGGGUAAUUUUACAUCUCUUUGUGUUAUUUUUUUUUGCCCCAUUUCAGCAAUUUUACGAUUCAUUUUGGUUGAUAUGUGUUUUUGGGGUUGUUUUCUGUCGUUUUGUAUCAUUUUGUAUCUAUUUUUAGUAAAUCAGUGUUUAAUUUAGGUACUUUUGAGUCUCCAUGUUGUCAUUUUGUGUUAUUUUUUUAUGAAUUUUGGUCGUUUUACAUGUCUUUAUAUUCAAUUUGCAUCAUUUUGCAGCUUCUGGUGACGUUUGUGAGCAGGAUUCAGGUGACGCAUGUUGUUGUGUCUGUUUGCUGAGCUGCACUUGAAUGUAUUUCUGCUUUCCUUCAUCCAGGAUCUACCGGCAGGUUUGGAUGGCAGCUCUGCCCUGAGCUGUGCAGGUGUUUGAGGGUGUUUUGCGCCUGCAGCAGGCCUUUCCUCCUCUUGGUCUACAGUUUCUGAUGCUGCAGUCUGAAUUAUUAAUGAGUUCUGAGAAUGUUUUAGUCAAAAAUUCAGGAGACUCAUCCAGCUGGUCAGCAUUGAGCCAACAGAUCAUUCUGUAAGAUUUAAUAAAUGUUCGACAUGUAUCAACAGACUUGUUGGU